Seminavis robusta is the source of this 2805-nucleotide messenger RNA. Lineage: Eukaryota; Bacillariophyta; Bacillariophyceae; Naviculales; Naviculaceae. The record is from the annotation of a GenBank genome assembly.
AUGAACAACCUCGAAGCUGAUAUCAAGAGAAUCCAAGCUUUGGUUCAGCAGAAGUCUCCAUUGGAUGCUGGCACUUUGCCACAAUUGUUCCAACAGACCUACGGGAUGCCCCUAAAGCACAAGAAUCAUGGAGUUUCCAAGCUCAAGGACUUGCUUGUAAAAAUUCCAAAGAUCGAAAUGCGCUUCCAGAAAAGGGGCGCGCCUUUAGUUCUAAUUUGGCGGAGGGGAAGCACAUCCAUGGAGUUUUCUAGCCCUCCUCACAACCCGCCAAACGAAGCAGUGGAAAGGCCAGCAGUGUCCAUGGUCAACAGCAGUGAUGACCAUGCUCUUUCCAAGUAUCCAUGGCUACAAGAUGCCGUUGAUCUCUGGGUUUCCAGAGCUUUGAAAGCUUGUAAGCAGGUAAACGCCGGUUUUGAUGGCCAUCCUUUACCCGUGGAGAAUUUGGAGAUUCGGUUGGGCAAAGAAGCGGAGAAAAGCAAAAAGCUCCGUCCUAAUGGUGUUCCAGAAGAAAGAGUAUAUGUCAAGCAAACUCUGAAGUUGCUCAGAAAAGAUCCAAGACUUCGUUGUGAGAAGAGUUUGAAGGGCUAUCUUUACUGGCCAGCGAAUCCGAGUGAGAUACGGGACACCUCUCAGCCUGGCGAUAGUGACGAGCAGCAGGCAACGCUUAGCCAAACUGUACCCUCUCAGGAUCAGCCCUGGUUGCGCGCUCAUUUGGAUUACUGGCUGCAAAGACUCCGAGGUCAGUUCGCUGCUUUGAACGACAAUGAUCCUGACUUUGGCGUUCCAGUGAGGGAUUUCCAGCAUGUCGUCCGCGACCAGGCUCCCCAGAAGAUUGCUGAGAUUGAAUUAGAUGAUCCACCAACCCCUGAACUAUACACAGGGGAGUUGAUAUACGCUCUCAAAGCACACCCCCACAUUUCGAGUGUACUGGUACAUGAGACAGGGGAGUGGUUGUGGUUCUGGACACCGCCAUGGGUGCAGGGCGCCAAAGAGCGCGAGGUUGUCAAUUCUGGCGUCUCUAGCAGCGUGGACGAUGCAGAGGAGUGGACUGAAGAGGAAGAGGCUGAAGUCAAUUCUCGUGUCUCCAGCAGCGUGAGUGAUGCCUAUGAGCAGGAAGAGGAAGUGUUCGAUCCGCCCGGGCGUCAGGAAAACCAGCUCCUGCGAGGACAACCAGUGCCCCAAGCAGAAGGGUCAAUACCCCAACCAUCGUCUGAUGAAGCAGAACGGGGUGCUCAUUAUUGCCAACCCACAGAAGAGACGAAGCAUCUGCUCCACAAUCAAACGCCACAUCAGCCAAAUCUUCAGGAGGUUGUCGGCUUGGCGGCAAUGUCCAAGAUACCUUGGACCAACGCCGCAACAUCAGAGAUUCCUUGGACCAACGCCGCAACAUCAGAGAUACAUUGGACCAACGCCGCAACAUCAGCUCUCCUAAGAAGGCCGCCGCCGAAUGUACAGCCGCUCGACAAGAUCAGGGCUUAUUUUACAACUGACAGUCAUGGUGGUGGACAAUUUGAUACUCGAGGGAUGUGCAUAGGAGACGAAGAAACGGCAGAAUCUUUCUAUGAAGCGGCAUUGCUUGGCCGACUUCGCACAAGCGAAGAUAGUCGAUCGGUCACCAGCCAGCCUCCAGUUUAUAUCAACACCCAUGAGCCAUUCUGUCUCGCAACUGUCGGGGUACAGGGAGCAGGGAAAAGCCACACGCUUGCCUGUAUAAUAGAGAGUUGUUUGCUAUCCUUCGAAAUGGAGAAAGUGUCCAGAUUGAAGAACCCCAUGACCACAUUGGUAUUGCAUUACGAUCAAAACACAACAUCAAUAUGCGAAGCAGCAGGGUUGCUCUCACCCGCUCCUGUGUUGAAAGAGAAUCUUGCUGAGCUCUCAAGACUAUGCUGCGUCCCAUCGGCAAAGGCAACUAUUCUUGUUUCGCCCACAUACUACAAGCAACGGAAGGCGUUCUAUGGCGACCACUGCACAGUGCGCCCACUCUUGUUCCGGUGGCACACCCUCACUGCGGACCACAUCAAAAGGAUCAUGAGAAUCGGAGCAGCCGACAACCAACUUUAUGUGGCAUCCUUAAUGACUUUGCUUCGCAAAUAUCAGAGGGCGCACGUCGUUCCCGAUUUUGUGGACUUUAUUGAGGAAGUCAAGACAGUUUGUAAUGUUCAAGGACAGCAGGGCCCUCUCAGUCAACGGCUUGCUCUGCUAGAGUCUGUCAUUGCUGAGUCUGAAGUGAACAGUGACAUUGCCGCGGAGAGCAUGGAUGUUUCCCAAGCUUGCGAAGAUGGCCUCCUCUUAAUCAUUGCUGAUCUCACGGACCCGUUGCUCUCUAAGGAAGAAGCCAAUGGUCUCUUCCAGGUAAUCACAGAGCAAUUUCGUUCCAUUCCAAUCAAGGCAGGCAAGCUGCUGGCUCUGGAUGAAGCCCAUAAGUUCAUGGUUGGUGAUGACUCUGAUGGUUUGAGUGAGGCUAUUGUAAAUGUUGCUCGUCUCAUGCGACAUGAUGGCGUGCGCUUGGCGGUGAGUACCCAGAGUCCAAAGGCCCUUGCUCCAGAGCUUUUGGAGCUGGUAAGCAUUGCGGUUCUUCAUAGAUUCCACAGCCAGGAUUGGUGGACCUACUUGAGGAGAAAGAUGCCCUUGCCAGAGAGCGCAUUUGAAGACGUCUUGUCCCUCAGGGCAGGGAAUGCCCUGGUGUUUGCCUCGAGGCCUUCCUUUUCAAGUACAGCUUUGGAUGGGUCAAUUUCCAGGUUGCUCCCAGUUCGAAUCCGCCCCCGCCUCACUGCAGAUUUUGGCUCUAGUCGCACCAACAACUAA